Molecule: messenger RNA, 3078 nt
Organism: Fusarium falciforme
Lineage: Eukaryota; Fungi; Ascomycota; Sordariomycetes; Hypocreales; Nectriaceae
Exons: 3
Coding region: 1-3078 (1025 amino acids)
Biological process (GO): intracellular calcium ion homeostasis; calcium ion transmembrane transport
Cellular component (GO): plasma membrane
Molecular function (GO): ATP binding; P-type calcium transporter activity; ATP hydrolysis activity
Source: RefSeq, a predicted model, not a curated record
AUGGGAGAAACCGAAUCUAAAGCCGCGAAUGGUGCAGUUCACGCCACUACCACCACGUCGGACUCGUCGACCGUCACCGCUGGACAGGACGAUCAGCCUCCUAUAGCGGAGCCCCCAGACCUAGCCAUAGAGAAGCCGAGAUCUCCUCACACCCUCUCUGCCCACGCCGUCGCGCUUGACCUCAAGUCGGACGUCGACGAUGGGUUGAAUAGCGAGGAGGCUGCCGCCCGCCUGGCUCGGGACGGCCCCAAUUCCAUCAAAGGCGCAAAGGGCAUCUCUCUGUACGAGAUCUUCAUACAGCAGAUCGCCAAUGCCCUGACUGUCGUCCUCAUCGCCGUGACCGCCCUGUCCUUUGCUAUCUCGGACUACGUUGAGGGUGGCGUCGUCGCCGCCGUCAUUGUCCUCAACAUCGUUGUCGGAUUGAUCCAGGACUACCGCGCUGAGCAGACUAUUCAGUCCCUCUAUGCUCUGUCCACUCCCAAGUGCAAGGUCAUCCGAGAUGGCCAGAGUGAAACUGUCAAGGCCGAAACGCUCGUCAAGGGCGAUAUAGUCUCCCUCGUCACUGGUGAUGUCGUACCCGCCGACCUGCGCCUUGUCCAAGGCAUUAACGUUUCCACCGAUGAGGCGCUCCUCACUGGUGAAUCUGUUGCCAUCAGCAAGAAGCCCGAGGCAGUAUUUACCGAUCAGGAUAUGCCCAUUGGCGACCGCGUCAACCUGGCCUACUCUGGAAGCUCCGUCACCCGUGGACGUGCCACCGGUAUCGUCAUCGCCACUGGUAUGGAAACCGAGGUUGGCCAGAUCGCUGAGCUCCUGCGCAAGACCAAGACCGACAACUCCGAAAGGGGUUUCCUCGGUCGUGCCCUGUACAACGCCUACCAGUUCACCCGCAGAAUCCUCGGUCUCGAGGGCACUCCUCUCCAGGUCACUCUCAGCAAGUUUGCCCUGCUCCUGUUUGCCUUUGCCAUUCUGCUCGCCAUCAUCGUCUUUUCCGUCAGCCUGUGGAAGAUUAGCGAUGAGGUCCUGCUCUACGGAAUCUGCGUUGGUGUGGCGGUCAUUCCCGAGUCACUGCUCGCUGUGUUGACCGUCACAAUGGCUGUUGCCACCAAGGCCAUGGUCCGCGGAAAUGUCAUUGUUCGUCAAAUGCCUUCUCUCGAAGCCGUCGGUGGUGUCACCAACAUCUGCUCCGACAAGACCGGUACCCUGACCCAAGGACGCAUGAUUACCCGCAAGGUUUGGCUUCGCGGUAACCUCUCGGGAACCGUUGAAGGCACUGCGAACCCAUAUGAUCCCGGUAGCGGCACCGUCCGCUGGGACGCCGACCUAGCUGGAAGCUGUCUGAACGCCUUCCUCAGAACCCUUACUCUCUGCAACAACGCCACUGUCACGGACGGCAAGAAGGAACCGGAGACCGACUCUAGUAGCGUCAUCACCGCUUCUGAAGAUGCUGAAUGGAAGGCUGUUGGUGAGCCCACCGAAAUCGCCCUCAAGGUCUUUGCCAUGAGAUUCGGGCAGAACAGGGCUCCCAACGAUACGCUGGUUGCUGAGCAUCCCUUUGACUCGUCUUGCAAACUCAUGAGUGUCGUGUACGGCAACGAGGUCGAACAGACCCGUCAGGUCUACACCAAGGGUGCCGUUGAGGUUCUCUUGACCAAGCUCAAUGAGACGGAAGAGUUCAAGAAAGAAAUCCUCGCCAAGGCCGAGGAGCUUGCUAGUCAAGGUUUGCGAGUGCUGUGCAUCGCCACCAAGGCUAUGAAUGGCAAUGUCCAAGACUGCCACGAGCGAGCCAAGGUCGAGGACCAACUCGAGUUCCUUGGUCUCGCCGGUCUCUAUGACCCCCCUCGCCCUGAAACUGCCGGAGCUGUGGCCCAGUGCCGCGCUGCUGGUGUGACUGUUCACAUGGUCACUGGCGACCACAUCAAGACCGCCACGGCCAUCGCGUACGAGGUUGGUAUUCUGAACAAGGACGUUCCCCUCAAGACCAACACCGUCAUGGCGGCGGCCGACUUUGGUGCUCUUAGCGACGCCCAGAUCGACGCUCUGGAUGAGCUGCCCGUCGUUCUUGCUCGCUGUAGCCCCCUGACCAAGGUCCGAAUGAUUGAGGCGCUCCAUCGCCGCAAGGCCUUCUGUAUCAUGACUGGUGAUGGUGUCAAUGAUUCGCCUGCCCUCAAGCAGGCCGACGUUGGUAUUGCCAUGGGAGACCGUGGCAGCGAUGUAGCCAAGGAAGCUGCCGACAUGGUUCUGACCGAUGACAACUUUGCCUCCAUCGUCACUGGUAUCCAAGAGGGCCGACGGCUUGCCGACAACAUCCAGAAGUUCCUUCUGCACCUUCUCACAUCCAACCUGGCGCAAGUCAUUCUCCUUCUUAUCGGACUUGCUUUCAAGGAUGUCAAGAAUGUCGCCGUGUUCCCUCUGUCCCCUCUUGAAAUUCUCUGGGCCAACCUUGUCACCUCCUCACCUCUUGCCCUGGGUCUCGGCUUGGAGGAAGCCUCUCCUGAUAUUCUCCGUCGACCUCCCCGCAGUCUUCGCUCUGGCGUCUUUACUCGGGACUUGGUUCGCGACCAGCUCGUGUACGGCUUCUGCUCUGGCUCCCUCUGCCUGUGCGCCUUUAUGCUCGUCAACUACGCAUCGUCCGGCAAGGGUUAUCACUCUAUGCCGGCCGACUGCAACGAAGCUGGAACAGAGGGCUGCGAUCUCGUGUACCGUGCUCGCGCAACUACCUUUUCCACGCUGAGCUUCCUCCUCCUGGUGACGGCGUGGGAGGUGAAGCACUUCCACCGCAGUCUCUUUGCGAUGGACGAGCGAUGGUCUGGACCGUUUUCGGUUUUCAAGACCAUCUACCACAACCGAUUCCUCUUCUGGUCAGUUGUUUUUGGCUUCGUCAUGAUCUUCCCCGUGGUGUACAUUCCCUACCUCAACACUGAGGUGUUCAAACACAAGGGACUCACCUGGGAGUGGGGAGUCGUGGCGGGCUGUGUUGUCAUGUACAUUGGUCUUUUGGAAGUCUGGAAGGCGUUCAAGCGACGAAUGGGCCUGGGAAUCGACACGCAUCCCAUGGCUCAGGGUCAGCCUGAGGUCUAA